Anopheles marshallii is the source of this 2082-nucleotide messenger RNA. RefSeq lists its product as uncharacterized. Gene Ontology annotation, molecular function: acyltransferase activity, transferring groups other than amino-acyl groups. The coding region runs from base 1 to 2082 and encodes 693 amino acids. Lineage: Eukaryota; Metazoa; Arthropoda; Insecta; Diptera; Culicidae. The record is from RefSeq and is a predicted model, not a curated record. The transcript is spliced from 5 exons.
AUGGCUAUACGAACGGUUUUAUUUACACUAUACGGCUUGUUGCUGUUGUUUAGUUAUGCCGCAGCCGAUAACUCGUUCGCUGAAACAUUUCAAAUGCAGGAAUACCUCAAAUUUCCACCAGUGUUCUUGUAUGAUGACUUCGAGGAUUGCCGACGGUGGUAUCGGGAUGAGUACGUUUAUUGCAUCGUAAAGGCACCACUAGCACCGGACGAUUCAUCCGUCUUGUGGAGAAAUAUAAGCUAUUUUUCCAGCGAUUAUCACCACUAUGACCAUACGGUGUUGGAGCGUGGCGUAUGCAUUCCAAAAUGUCACGACGCUAUCAUACAAAAUGCGACCGAAAGUGGAACGGAUCUACUUUCGCGUGAGGAAAUGAUUCACCGCUGCAUAAGUGCAGAGAUUACGCCUGACUAUGGGCUGAUCGUAUCGACCGAACUCCGCAUCCAGCACUGUUACUCCCGUGAUACUGUGAAUAUUCCAUACGAUUGGCUGGAUGUGAUGUUUUUCGUACUUGCCGCUGCAAUUAUCGCACUCGUGGUAGCCUCCACCGUGUACGAUAUGCACCAGCAGGCGAGACAAAAGUUUCCAGAAGAUUACUUUGCACGAAACUCAAAGCAGGCGCACCAGCGGCUGCUCACAGCGUUCUCAUUUCCUCGCAAUAUCCGUCGAUUGCAAGAACCGAUACACACACAAACCCGCAUCGACCUUGCUUGCUUCGAAGCGUUCCGCUUCGCACAAACGUUCCGUGUCAUCUUCCUGCACGUGACUAUUGCACACUUGAAGAUUCCCCAGCGCAAUCCCGAAUAUCUCGAGCAGUUGCAGCACGGCGCCUCGCUACAAACGUUCAUCGCCGAGUUUCAAAACUACGUACAAACGUUCUUCACUAUCGGCGGUAUGCUGAUGACAGUGAACUUUCUCGAUCAUGUACGCAAAAAUCCAACGUUCCGUUUGGCGUACUUCGGCGAGCGACUGUUAAAUCGACUUUGCCGAUUAGUGCCAACGUACGCGUUCAUGAUUCUCCUCGAGGCAUCAGUUAUGCGGCACCUGAUCGAUGGACCCUUCGGACAGCAGUUCAUUGGAGAGUCGGCCAAUAACUGUCAACAGCAAUGGUGGAUGAAUUUGCUGUUCGUAAACAACUAUAUCGGCUGGGAUAACCCGUGCUUCAUACCUUCCUGGUACCUUGCGACAGACCUACAGCUGUUCGUAUUUGGCCUUAUAAUAAUGAUGAUUUUCUGGCGAUGGCCAGCUACCAGAAGAUACAUCUUCAGCGCCAUCUUCCUCUACAGUGUGAUCGUUCCUGCAGUGGCCUAUCUGAUGACUGGCAUUACGCCUGUCAUGACGGUGGACAUGAAGAACGCGGAAAAGUACAUCCGCGGUCAACAGUUCCAGAGCGUGCUAUACUUCCCAUUUCAUCAGAACACCGGUAUUUACUUUUUUGGCAUGUUGGCCGGCAUGGUGUAUCACCACUAUCGGGACCAACGGAAGGAACUGUUCAAGGUUGCUGCAUUCCGUCAGCUAGCCAAUUUCAGUGGACUUUUGUACGUGUUCUGUAUGGCCACCGUGUCCUGGGUUGUGUCGAAUCUUUCCUGGCUUCCAGCUAUCUGUCUCGCUGCAUACGCGAGUGCCUUCAAGCUCAGCUGGGGUCUGUUCAACACUGUACUGCUGCUGGCGUUGGCGCUACUGCACCGACAUAACUGGAUCAAGAUGGCAUUGAGUCAUCCGAUCUUUCGCGUGCUCGGCAAACUGGGCUACAGCGUCUAUCUCAUCCAUUUCACCGUAAUCGUACAGGUGUAUGGUAGGGAAAAGGCACCCAUCUUCAGCAACGAACAGAUAGUUACGGGAUACACAGUCGAGGUGCUCUUUUUUAGCUACAUCUUUGGGGCCUUACUUUGCGUUCUGGUGGAGCUACCGACCGGAGCCGCACUCAAAGAGCUAAUUGAACCGAAAGCGCAUAAACCCUCCAUUACUCAAGUGCAUACCGGUUCUGAGCCAAUCAGCGCACAGGUAGGAUCAUCGUCAACCACCCUGGCAAGCACACCGGCAUCAGAUGCAACAAUCAUGACGAGCUCGAAAGAGAGCCGAUAA